This is a messenger RNA of Gracilinanus agilis (Agile Gracile Mouse Opossum), 1954 nucleotides long. RefSeq names its product Cbl proto-oncogene like 1 (gene CBLL1). Gene Ontology annotation, biological process: regulation of cell adhesion; protein ubiquitination. Gene Ontology annotation, molecular function: ubiquitin protein ligase activity. Lineage: Eukaryota; Metazoa; Chordata; Mammalia; Didelphimorphia; Didelphidae. The record is from RefSeq and is a predicted model, not a curated record. The transcript is spliced from 6 exons. Bases 1 to 1476 code for a protein of 491 amino acids.
AUGGACCACACUGACAAUGAUUUACAAGGCACUAAUAGUUCUGGAUCGUUGGGUGGCCUUGAUGUUCGAAGACGAAUCCCUAUAAAGCUAAUCUCCAAACAGACAAAUAAAGCCAAACCAGCUCCUCGAACUCCAAGGACUAUGAACAGAAUGCCUUCUAAGACACAGCCUAGUGAUGAAGAAGGAUUUGACUAUAAUGAAGAAGAGCGGUAUGACUGUAAAGGAGGUGACCUGUUUGGAAAUCAACGAAGAUUUCCUGGACACAUUUUUUGGGACUUUCAGAUAAACAUCUUAGGUGAAAAGGAUGAUACUCCAGUCCAUUUCUGUGAUAAAUGUGGAUUACCUAUUAAAAUUUAUGGGCGCAUGAUCCCAUGCAAGCAUGUUUUUUGCUAUGACUGUGCUAUUUUGCAUGAGAAAAAGGCAGAUAAGAUGUGCCCAGGCUGUAAUGAUCCUGUGCAGCGAAUUGAGCAGUGUAUGCGGGGUUCUCUCUUCAUGUGUAGCAUUGUUCAAGGGUGCAAAAGAACGUACUUGUCUCAAAGAGACUUACAGGCUCACAUCAACCACCGUCAUAUGAGAGCUGCAAAACCUGUUACUCGUCCUCCAAUUGAAAAUGUCCAUCCUCCCAUUGCCCCACCACCAGCUGAAAUUCCUGAUCGUUUUAUAAUGCCUCCAGACAAGCACCACUUGAGCCAUAUUCCGCCAAAGCAGCACAUCAUGAUGCCACCACCUCCUUUGCAGCAUGUGCCACAUGAGCAUUAUAAUCAACCCCACGAGGAUAUUCGAGCACCUCCUGCAGAGUUGUCAAUGGCUCCACCUCCACCUCGUUCGGUCAGUCAGGAAACCUUUCGAAUUUCAACAAGAAAACACAGCAAUUUAAUAACUGUCCCUAUUCAGGAUGAUUCAAAUUCAGGUGCCAGAGAACCACCCCCUCCAGCCCCAGCACCUGCUCACCAUCACCCUGAAUAUCAGGGUCAACCAGUGGUUUCUCACCCUCAUCAUAUUAUGCCUCCACAACAACAUUAUGCACCACCACCUCCUCCUCCACCACCAAUAAGCCAUCCAAUGCAGCAUCCUCCCCAGGCAGCAGGUACUCCUCAUAUGGUUUAUAGCCAAGCUCCUCCUCCACCAAUGACCUCUGCUCCUCCACCAAUUACCCCACCCCCUGGACACAUCAUUGCCCAGAUGCCACCGUACAUGAAUCAUCCUCCACCAGGACCUCCUCCCCCUCAACAUGGUGGUCCCCCUGUAAAUGCUCCCCCUCCUCACCACUAUAAUCCUAACUCUUUGCCACAAUUCACUGAAGAUCAAGGAACUCUGAGCCCUCCAUUCACACAGCCAGGGGGAAUGAGUCCUGGAAUAUGGCCUGCACCAAGAGGGCCACCUCCACCUCCAAGAAUGCAGGGGCCGCCCUCUCAAGCCCCACUUCCUGGACCACACCAUCCUGAUCAGACAAGAUAUAGACCAUAUUACCAAUGAUAGUAGUGUUUUGAACUGAAGAUAAAAUGGGGGGUGGGGGGUGGGAGGGGACUUUAUGUAUUUUGAGGGAGGAGAAGCACCUCUUACAGAGGUGGCUGUAAAACACUCUUAGGGUCUUGUAUCUUAAAAUGUUUUUAAGCCUUGACCUUAGGACUGACUUCAAGUAUACUGUAGUGCAGAUAAGUGGCUCAGUAGAGCACAACUAUAUUUUAACAACUUUGUGCCCCUAGUGUGGUAAAUUGACCCAGAGUUGAUCAUUUUGUAAUAUUAUUUCCUGGAAAAAAAAAUCAAAACAUUGUACCACUUUCAGAAGUAUUGCUUUUGUUAAAUCCAAUGUUUAGUUUUUCUUGUGAUACAUUUUGUUAACCUGUGUAAAAUAAUUAAAUUUCAAUAUGGUUGUAAAGAUGCUAUUUUUUAUGUGAACUUGAGUGGAGUUGCAUACUGUUUCUUAAAACCAUAUGUUUUGCCACUAAUAUUU